AUGCUUACCAAAGGGAGGAGAGUUGCCGGGAGGGGUGAAGACAUGUCUGCACAUUAUGCAUUUGGGCCACAUGAGGAUGAUGCGAUUAUCAAACAUCGGCUUCUGACUAGGACCACAACUACCAGGGGUGAACCACCCCUAAAGAAGCUCCAAAAGAAGUUCAUGUCCUUCGCCACCGAGGUAGAGAAGGAUGCAGACAAUACAAGUGACUGUGAGAGGCUGUACAAGGCCUUUCUGCAGGAAAUAAACACUUUUGAGCUGCCUCUUCUAAAAAGCAAGGCUGUAGUUGAUGCAAAUCUCAGGGAAAAGGAGAGCUUCAACGAGCUGCAGGUUGAGAUCCAGCGACAAAUCUUGCAAGCUCAGACUGAUAUUGAGGAUCUUAAAAAGCAACUUGAGCAAAGCAAGAUUGAGAGGCAGCACAAAGAGGAGUGUGAAGCAAUCAGAAAACUGAUUUCCUCGCAGCCUCCACGGUCAGAAACCGAGAAACUUAUCGCUAAUCUUGAGAAGGAGAUAGCUAAUUUGGAGGCCGAGAGUGCAGCAUGUACAAGGACGUUAGAGCUUAGGAAGAAGCAGUUUGCUCUUCUUCUUCAUGUGGUGGAGGAAUUGCAAAUCUCGAUCGAAGAUGAGCAAAGGAACAUAGCAGAUGAGCUGAGAGCAGCCACUGAAGAGCCAAAGUUGAGCAUAGAGGAAGGCAGCGGCGGUGCUUCGGAUGCGAUGGCUGUAGACUGA
This is a messenger RNA of Triticum turgidum subsp. durum (durum wheat), 729 nucleotides long. NCBI's taxonomy places the organism in Eukaryota, Viridiplantae, Streptophyta, Magnoliopsida, Poales, Poaceae. The record is from the annotation of a GenBank genome assembly.